This is a messenger RNA of Phytophthora infestans T30-4, 684 nucleotides long. RefSeq lists its product as uncharacterized. The record is from RefSeq and is a predicted model, not a curated record. Lineage: Eukaryota; Oomycota; Peronosporomycetes; Peronosporales; Peronosporaceae. Bases 1 to 684 code for a protein of 227 amino acids. The transcript is spliced from 3 exons.
AUGUUGUUCAUGAAGAAGAGUAUGAAGCUUCUGGCACACGGUGCCACAUAUCGGAAGUGGACCUUCACGCUUGCCGACUAUUUUUCCAAGCGAUUCUUUCGUAUUUACCCGUUGUUCGCGUUGGUGGCCACUGUGCUGUGGAUGCUUCCCCAUGAUGUUAAGCGUGGACUAUUCCGCGUUGAGAAACCGGAGAGCUUCGAUCUUUACAGAGUGCUCACGUUCGACUUUGAUCAGCGUUUCUUCGUGUUCUGGACACUGCCAUUAGCGAUUUGCUAUUAUCUCUUCAUCCCUGUAUUCGUGCUAGCGGUGCUAAAACUACGGAGCUAUUGGUGGAUUCCGUUUAGCUCGGCCUACUGUUGGGUCAUGUACGAGGGCUGGUACACAUUUCGCUGGAGUCACAUGGGAUUAGCGCCUCACUUUCCAACGUUUCUCGCUGGCUCACUGGCUGCGGUCAUUUUCGUUAAACUGGACAUUCUGAGCUUUCGAGGACUCUUUUUCUACUGGAUUCACGCCAACAUUGCACCCCAGACGGCAGGCUUCCCAUUCAUCAGCGUCCUUUUGACCGUGAUAUUCGUGAUUGAUAUACUUCUGCCAUCCUCUCUGUCUGUAUUUUUUGAAAACAAUGCUCUUCGACACUGCGCUACUACGACCGAAUAUUCUCUACCUUUGGCCUCACGGUGCUAG